AUGUCUUCGGAUGGACUCAAUCGAUGUAAAAGAGCUGUCAAUAGGAAUGGCGACACAAAUGAGGAGAACGUUUGUCGAGUGGUGUCUCGAGAAGUGUCGCUCGAAAGACCACAAAACCAGAGUAUUAUGAAGCGAGUGAUGAGUGGAAUGGCACUCUCGAUGGCUAUUCUUGUGAUGGUUUACUAUACGACUCAAUGCAAUGACACCAAAGAACUAGUGAUGGCUUCGGCCACUCAAUCCAUAAAAGAUUUGCCGAUAAGAAGACAAGUGAUGUGUUCUCAAGACUAUGACGAAGAGAGAGUUCGGUUCCCGUCUUGUGCUCCUCAAAGAUGCGGACGUUUUGUGUCCGAUUCGGUGAUCACUGAAUCGGAAGCCAAACACUUGUUGUUAGUGGCGAAGAGAGGCCUAUCAUUGGGCGGCUCUUCGGGUGGCGUGACAUACCUGAACGUAGACACGGGUUUGCUUUCGAUAGCAACUAAUUUCGUGAAUAUCUAUAAACUCAUUGAAAGGACACAACGAAUGGACGAAGACCUGAAAGAGCUGUUCACCGAAAAAGACUUACAAGUCUACAGAACUGUGAAAAAGAAAAUCCGCAAAAGGAUUGCAAUUGAGUUCGGCAUCCCUUCGGCUCAGCUCUACUUCACGAAGACUUCUUCUUUCUUGAGAAUGACGUCAAAGCGGCCCCAAAUCAAACCCGAUGUGUAUUGGCGCAGACAUGUCGACAAACGGGAAGUUAAGUAUCUUCGGUUCACUUCUUUGCUGUAUUUGUCGACAUAUGGCGCGGACUUCUCCGGCGGACGCUUUAUAUUCACCGACGAGAUGUCGAACCAAACAAUUGAGCCUAAAUUGGGAAGAGUCGCGGCCUUCACGUCCGGCUCAGAGAACGAGCACUUCGUCGAAAGGGUCACCUCUGGGACGCGAUAUUCUCUGAUAAUUGGCUUCACCUGUGACCCUAAGUUCGCCGUCAAAUACUUACAAAUUGACAUCCACUCGACGUAUAUCUCCUCAUCANUAGGACAUCCACUCGACGUAUAUCUCCUCAUCAGACGAAUGGCUAUCGACUGGAAAGAAGUGAAGGAUUUGUUGCGAACCAAAGACCAGCGCUUAAGAGAUGUCCAAAUCAGACAAAUCGGUGAUCACUCUAAUUACACAAAUGCAUUGAAUGUCACGUUUGACUCGCAGUCAAUGUCCAGUAGUCAUGAGAUUAUCACUAAUAAGGAGUUAAAAGACGCCGCGUUUGGAGUGAUAAGUCUCGUCAAUACUUACGAUUUGGAUAUCAAGUCAUUAGCGAAUGGAUUCAUUAGAUCUAAGACCAGUUCCGGUGCUGAAGUGAUUCAUAUACAUUUUCAGACAAACGAAAAAUAG
This is a messenger RNA of Oppiella nova, 1365 nucleotides long. Lineage: Eukaryota; Metazoa; Arthropoda; Arachnida; Sarcoptiformes; Oppiidae. The record is from the annotation of a GenBank genome assembly.